Molecule: messenger RNA, 13621 nt
Organism: Bicyclus anynana (squinting bush brown)
Lineage: Eukaryota; Metazoa; Arthropoda; Insecta; Lepidoptera; Nymphalidae
Gene: ago
Product: F-box/WD repeat-containing protein 7
Exons: 12
Coding region: 240-2654 (804 amino acids)
Biological process (GO): proteasome-mediated ubiquitin-dependent protein catabolic process; ubiquitin recycling
Cellular component (GO): cytoplasm; nucleus
Molecular function (GO): ubiquitin binding
Source: RefSeq, a predicted model, not a curated record
UAUGCGUAUUAUACUACUCUAUGGGUCUAUGGAUGGCCGACCACGGUGUUGGUUGGUGUUGACUUUUGGUAAUGAAAAUUAUAAUUCGCUAAACGAUUGCAAGACUUACAAACUCUAAAUGAAAGCCGUGAUGAAAUAAAUACAUUCGUCGGACAUUAAAAAAAAUAUCCAGUGCAACAGAAUCAAUACAGGUACUCAUGCAGAACUAGUUUGACAUAGCAGUUAAAUAAUAAAUUAGAAUGGAACCGUCAUGUUCACAUUCAAAGUGCGAUGUGUAUGAAAUAAACAAUGUUUCAUUUGAGAACAAUGUAGAGAACAAGACUGGUAGAGACAACAGGUUAAGUGAAAAUGCAAGCAGUUCUUGCAAUGUUAGGCAAAAAAUUGAUGAUCUCGAGCGUGAAGACUUUGAGGAGGAGAAUAGGUUAUUGAAACAUUGCUCCAGUAUGAUAGUAGAUGAUGAAAUUGGGGCCAAUCCACGAUUCUCUGGAAAUCUAUCCAGUGCUAACUCAAGUCUAACUUCUAGUUCUGAAACAAUUUCGACAUUAUCAAAUAUGAUGGCCAAUGACUUCAGCUUACCCGGCUGCAGUAAAAGCGACGAUUGUGAAGGCAGCAAUGUUACCAUAAAGAACAUGAUACACUCACGGACACAGUACCAAGCACCAAAAACACCAAAGAAGGUUGAUUUUAUGCAAAAGUUAUUGACCAGUAAUAUACAAGAAAAGAAAGAUUUUCCUAAAGGAAAGUUAUACAAGGGGGAUUUAAUGGAGCAUUCAGGAGACACUGAAAUGUGUGACGGCAUAAAUGUUUCAACGAGUCGAUCUAACUCAAACGCCUCUAGUGCAAGUUGUGACAGCAAAGACUUUACAGUUCCUUCAACAUCUAAUGCUGAGAAGUUGCUAGGUUUGGACGACAGCAGUAAGAGGAAUGGAAGUGGAAGCUCCAAAUCAUCUACAUACCAGUUCUGCGAUGGUGAUGACGAUUCAGAUUCGGAUGUGAACGAGGAGUCGUGGUGCACUUGCCUAUCAUCUCAUGAGGAUGACGAUGACGAUGAUGAACCGGAACCAGAUGAAAGGCUAUGGAGGAAACGACGUUAUGAGCCGCCACCGCCGCAGUCUGCUAAGAAGUUCUGUCCGGACGGCAGCGUUAUGACAUGCUCGGGGUCCGAAUGGUCCUCCAUUCACAACAGCAUCUCGCUGCAGAACGCCAACCUACAGGGACCUCCUGAUUUGAAGCAAUGGAUGCAAAGAUUCCUUCAGUGGACCAACGGUGAGAAGAUUCAGGCUAUAGACGCUUUUAUCAACUUGUGUUCGCCGAGCCACGUUCGCUACAUGAUGAAAUCAAUCGAGCCGCUGUUUCAGAGGGAUUUCAUAUCCUUAUUGCCCAAGGAGUUGGCUCUUACCGUGCUGGGAUACUUAGAGCCCAAGGAUCUACUGCGUGCCGCCCAAACUUGCCGUUAUUGGAGGUUCCUAGCCGAUGACAAUCUUCUAUGGAAGGAGCAGUGCCGUCGCAAAGGCUUGACCACCCUCAAGAAGAUGCCCAAGUCCUUCCCGCGUUACGACAGCCCCUGGAAGACGGCUUUCAUGCGCCAGUCCAUGAUACAAGAGAACUGGCUCCACAAGGUGGUGUCGCCUAUUGAGAUGAGGGGCCACGACGAGCAUGUCAUCACUUGCCUACAGUUCUAUGGCAAUCGCAUACUCAGCGGCAGUGAUGAUACUACGCUCAAAGUGUGGUCUGCUAUCACUGGGAAGUGUCUUCGCACGCUUGUGGGUCACUCUGGAGGGGUGUGGUCAUCUCAGAUGGUGGGCGAUCUAGUCAUCAGUGGUUCCACGGACCGGACCCUUCGCGUUUGGAGCGCUAGCAGUGGGCAGUGCCUGAAAGUCCUCGCCGGGCACACAUCCACCGUCCGCUGCAUGCAUCUACACCAGAACAAGGUGGUGUCUGGUUCCCGUGACGCAACCCUCCGCAUUUGGUCGAUCCCCGAUGGGCGGUGUCUCCGUGUGCUAGUCGGCCACUUGGCUGCUGUGCGUUGCGUGCAAUACGACGGCAAAGUUGUUGUUUCCGGCGCGUACGACUUCUUCGUCAAAGUGUGGAAUCCGGACACAGGCGAAUGCCUUCACACUCUAGCUGGACACACCAACAGAGUCUACAGUUUGCAAUUCGACGGCAUACACGUAGUGAGUGGCUCUCUGGACACUUCGAUUCGCGUGUGGGAUGUAGAGUCCGGCCAACUGAAGCACACCUUGACAGGCCACCAGUCUCUGACAUCAGGUAUGGAGCUUCGCUCCAACAUUCUGGUGUCCGGCAACGCGGACUCCACUGUCAAAGUGUGGGACAUCACUACUGGCCACUGUCUGCAUACUUUGUCUGGCUUGAACAAGCACCAGUCAGCGGUGACGUGCCUCCAAUCCAGCAGUCGCUUCGUGAUCACCUCCUCCGACGACGGCACAGUGAAGUUGUGGGACGUCCGGACAGGUGAAUUCAUUCGCAACCUCGUGGAACUCGGGUCAGGGGGCUCCGGCGGGGUCGUGUGGCGCAUACGAGCGUCCGCCACCAAGUUGAUAUGCGCGGUCGGCUCCAGGAACGGGACCGAGGAGACCAAACUUCUCGUGUUAGACUUCGACGUGCCCGGCGCAUGUAGGAAGUGUGAUGAAUAGCAUCGACUCAACCGGCGCAUCGUGCGUCGAUACGCUAACAUGUUUGCGCCGUGGAACUGCUGAACGCUAUUUCUAUUUGUAUUGUUAUGACUAUUCGGUAAAUCCCCACCCCCCCUGAAUCCCCCCCUAUCAUCAAUGAUGGAUUUGCAUAUUAUCGCUUUUUUUAAUAUUUUAAAUUUUUACUAUAUACCCAUUUUAUUUUAAAUUCUGAUUGAGAUUAUGUUUUCGAUCUCUCUUAAAAUUUGCGAAAUUAGAUACGUUUUUUUUAUAUUUAUCUAAUUUCGCAAAUUUAACAGUCACAACUUGUUACAUACAGAGUGAUUCGUAGUUAAUGGAUAAAGCGCAAACAGUAGAUACACCACCUAAUUAGUUAAAACUAAAUUUGCAUGCAUUUAUUCAACAAUAUAUUUAUUUUUUAAUCGGGUCAUCGUAAUGAAAGAAAAAUAAUUAUCGCAAAUAAAACAUUAUACAUUAAAAUAGUAUCUUAAUACAUUGGUAGUUUAAUCCGUAAUGUUCAAUAAAAAUCAGAUCUAUAAAAUCAUAAUUACAGUAGCUACAGCAUUGAGAAAACGUAUUCAAGAUAGAAAAAAAAAAUCAAUUAGGUUGUGCAUGUACCAUUUGCUUCAUAUCCAUUAUUACGAUAUAUCCUGUAUAUUCUACACAACAUUAUAAAAAAUUAGCAAUAUUUUAUACGCACUAUAGCUAUUGCAAUAGGGAUAUGCAUGUUGUUAUAAUUCAAUAAUUUAUUUUAUGACACAAAACCGUUCUACAAUCUUCUCAUCAUCAUUAUUAAGUAUUUAAAAUCCAUUAUAGUUCAUUGAUGACACUCCCAUGAUAUGCGGGCGACGGGGGGAUAGACUGCGCGGGUGUGAAAUCGUGCCUGCCGGGAAGUAAGAUGCAUCAGUCGUGGGUUUUUCACUCAUCGCAACAUGCCCCCCGGCCCGCGCUGUUCAUCGGGAGUGUUACAAAUGAAGUUGCCAAGCUAUAGAACGGUCAUUCAUCGCAUUAACCGCUCGAGAAAUGACAAAAAUUGUCAUUGUCACGUUAACAUGUUCAAGCAACCAAUACCAAAGACAUUUCUGUUUUUGAUAUUUGUGACGUCAUAGUUUAUUAGCGAAAAUAGCGUUAUUGAAAAUAAUGUUUUAGCAGAAAUUGAUUAAUAUAUUUAAAAAAAAAAUACAUGCAUAUUCCAUGUUGCUAGCUUAUAUUUGUUUUUACUUUGUUGGUAAAUCUGUGAUACUCUGAUUAUCUUGCAUGCAUCUACAUCCAUAUUACUCUGGUCUUAUAAAUUAAUCGUUUUCAUUACUGCGUUUAUCAAGUGUUAUUUUUAAUUUUCUUAGUGAAGUUUUACAGAUCUGACGUUGAUGAUAAUGCGGGAUGUUAUUAUUAUUUAUAACUAAUGAACUAACCACGAAGUUUUCCCAUGUUAUAAAAUAUCAAAUAAGAUCAUAAGUAGCACACAUAUACACUUACUAGGUUAUGUAUGAUAAUUUCUGUUGUAAUUUUUUUCAUUACAAUUUAAUUUAAUUAAUUAGUUAUUUAUAUUUUACAUUUUAAUAUACUAACAUCACAUGAAAUUAUUAUAUUAUUUUACCAAAUUUAACUGACAAAUGAUUGACUUAGGUAAUAUAUUGUAUACAUCAUGUGGAAACUCGUGUGCAAUAACUAAAUCAAUCACGCAUAAUAACUAAAUCAAUUGCAUGUAUAGUACUUUUUUUUUUUUCUUAUUUAUAUAGGUUAUUGGAAACAGCAUUUAGUCGAUAAAUCCACGGCAAUAUUUACCGUUCACGCGUUCGAUACCAAUACAAUAAAUACCAUUACAUUAUAUAUUUUAGUUUUAGUUAUGACUUUUGUUUGGACUUCAUUGGGUUUGAAGAAAAAUCUAUUGAUUGGUUUCAAAAUAAGUUAAUUCGAUCCGAUAUCAGGGCAUGUCUAAAUAUAUCAGACAUGCAAAUUUAAUUUUUAUUUAAAUGACAUUUUACAUCACAUUAUAGACUGACAUACGCAACAAUUAACGAUUUUUUUAUAAAAACAAAAUUUAGUAUUCGGGCUAAAUAAUAAAAUCUUUGUGUAUAUUUUCAUCGCUUUGAAUCAUAGACGUUAUAUCAUAUAACUGUUGAAACUAAACGUUGUAAAAUAAUAUAAUGGUUACUGUUUCUGAGCGUUGUUGUUUUCAAAAGUGCCAAAAGUGACACCACUAGCACUUUUGUGAAGAAAACUGUACGGUUUUUCUUACGUUUAAGUUGUUUUGGUAUUUCACAGGCAAGUGUUACCAAAAUAGGUCUACAAACGGUUCUCCCUUUUGUAUUGUAGAUUUUUAAUAUCCAUCCAGUGUUAUUAUUGUUGCUGUAAAUAUGGACACAAAUAUUUUGUGCAGAUUAGUUUCAAUAAAUAAAUGAGUUUCUUCUGAAAUAAUAAACCUUAAACCACAUUAAUUUGUAACCCUAUUGAUGUCACAAGUCGUUGCGUAUGUGGAUAGAUUACAAUUGUCUCUGUAUAAAACGUUAAUUUCAUUUAUGAUCUCAAUUGUUGUUAGUGUGAGUAUAUUGGCAAAUAGUUUAAUGUUAUAUACAUUACUCUAUAUAAUUUUAACUCAGUUAAUCAUAAAAAUAAAUGACUUGCUUUUUUAACUAAAUACUCCUUAUUAUUAAUGGAUCAACCGAACCAUUGUCACCGAAUAUUAUGACUUAUUAAAUUUCAUUUUAACUGUAUAGCUUGUUCGUUGAUGACACUCCCAUGGUAUGCGGGUGACGGGGGACGAAGGACUGCGCGAGUGUGAAAUCGUGCGCGCGGGGCAGGGUCUGGAAGUGAGCUGCAUCAGUCGUGGGCAGUCACUGACAACUCGUAUUCAAUGACCUUCGGCUUUCAGAACAAAAUGCACACGAUACUUAUAUUUGAAAAUGAGUCUGACGACCUGCUAAGUUAUUGGUUGUAAAGGCAAUCAAAUAACUCAUUUUUUAUCAAUAUAAUAAUCGAUUUUUUUAAUAUUUAAUGGGAACAUUUUUUUUUUGUAUUUGUGUGUUUUAGGGUUCCGAACGUACUUACGUAAAAAUGGAACCUUUAUUGCAAUAUUUUAUACAACAAAUAAGACAUUUUAUUCCGCCAAUGAUUAAAUAUUUAAUUAAAUAGUUAGUUAAUUCAUAAUACGCAUAUUUGUAUAUUAUAAUAUCAAGUUAUGUUAGGAGUAUAUAGGAUAUUCAGAGAUAUCUGAAGACUUAUUCAUAACGUAAUAAGUUAUAUGUAGCGGUCAACUUUUUGCUGUCAUCGCUACCCAUCCUCCGGCCCCCGCGGACCAUGAGGAGUGUUACGAACGAAUUUGCCAAGCUAUAGUACAGUAAUAUGAGAUGUUCAUCUCAGAUGCCAAAUUCUCUUGCAACAUUAUUUAUUUCAGAGUCCCAAAGAGUUUUGAUGAUAUCGGAUCUUAGGUUUAGUUGAAUUUUAGUACUAUUUCUCUUUUAGUAAUGAUAAUAACAUCAGUGUUGCCAAUGUACAUGUUAGGGAAUUUUACGUUGCGGUAAGCUUAAUUCAUCGUUUUAUUUGUGUUUUUGUGUUAUCCCCGUUUCAAAUUGUUUUGCCAAAAUUAACAUUAAAAUAAAUAAUAAUUUUUAUUAUUUAUAAACAAUUAAAUUUAAAUUUUUAUGACAUUGAAUAAAAUUUUCAUUUUACAAUUAAAUAGAAUAUAGGUAUUCUGUUCAAUUUAUCAUCACAUUUUUAUUACUUAUAAGGUAGGCUUUUUUUAAAAUCUAGAUUUAUGAAAAAAUGAGUAUUUAAAUGAGCACUAAGUAUUUCUACCAUUGAGAUUAUUAUUAACUUUACUCGUAACUAUGAGAGGGCUAUUUAUUAUUUACGCUCAUAUUAUAUCUCGUUUUUGUCCAUAAAGCGUACGGGUAUCGAUCUGUCAUCUCAACUGUCAUGUUGACAGCAUAGAUUAGUAGACAAAUCUGAACCGCUAAAGAUACAUCAAUCUACAUUUUACUCGAUUCCUGGGAAUUCCCCGCCCUUGAUCUCUAUGCGUAGACCUUCUCUGCUGUUUGGCAGCACUGAAUUAAAAAAAACCCUUAUUUUUUUCUAAUAUCUAUCUUCUAUUAAUCAUUGUGUUUCUGUGUUCGUUUUUAAAUUUGUACAUAUUGGACGUUUUGUUGGAUCUAACUUUUAUUUUCUGUCAGUGACUGGUUUUUCGCAUAAUAAAAUUCACACACAUUGCAUAAUAUUUUCUUCUUCUCUAUCAGUGUAAAGUAAAGUAACAAUUAUUUGAAUGAUUCGGUUUUAUAUUUCAGUAUCAUUGUUUUGGAUAAAGUGGUUCGAAAAUGCCAUUGGCCAAUGGCCCACGACCGGCCAUUUUGAAAUUUUUAUUAUUAUCGCCAGUAAAUAGAAUAGUAAUCGGUUUUAGUAGCACCUCGAUAAGAUUUUUCAGUCAUCUUCCUCGUUUUUUUAAGACUGAGCAGGUCGAGCGACCGAAUAUAAUGUUUCAUGCAUAUUAUGACUACACAUGGUCAUAAUAGGGCCACCACCUAUCUAUUUAUAAUAUAUUUAUUAAUCAUAAUAGUACUAUCAUCAUCCUCUGUCUGUGUAUAAUAUACUUUAUGAUCACAUGGUCAUUAUUAUCCUCUAUAUAUUUAUAAAACAUUUUAUGAUAAUAUGGUCAUUGUCAUCCACUCUCUAUUUGUAAUAUACUACUACGAGUACUAGCAGAAGCUCGCAUUUCCAACCGUGUAGUUACCAGUCCCGUGGGAAUACGGGGAUAAUAUAGCCUAUGUAACUGCCUGAUAUUGUUCUCGUAGCAUUCGAUAAAAUAAUUUUUCAAGUCGGUCCAUUAGUUUUUGAGUUCAUUCGUAACAUACAAAAAUACAAAUCUUUUCUAUUUAUAAUAUAUUAUGUGUAAAUUUCAUGAUCUCUAUUUGUAAUAUAUUUUAUGAUCAUAUAAUUAUCAUCAUCAUCCUGUAUCUAUUUAUAAUAUAUUUUAUGAUUGUAUGGUCAUCUUCAUCCUCUAUCUUAUUUUAUUAUAUUAUGUGAUCAUAGUAAUUUUUUAUCUAUUUAUAAAAUUCUAAACGUGCGUUUUCGAAAAAUAUCAAAAUGGCGGGUGGUCAUGGCCAUACAAAAGUCUUCUCACUUUUUAAAAUCAGUUAAUGCAGUAAAGUGUUAUUAUUUUAUUUUCCAUUUUAGUUCUUUAUGAAAAUUUACACCCUUUUUGUUUUUGUUAGAUUUAUAGUUAAUUCUAUCUUUCUUUAAUUCAUAAGUUGUAUUUUGUAUUAUUAUAGGUUGAUAUUUAAUUAAUAAAUAAAUAAUUAUUAAGUCAACGUCGCGCCAGGUUAAUGACAUUACACAAACUUGUUUGUUUUGCAAUUUAACAAUAUUUUUGGAUAUUGAAUAUUAAAUUAAAUAAUGUUUAGUAAUUUGUUGUAAUUAAUGUAACAAAAUAAGUUAAAUAAUUGUACACUAUUAACCCAUUCUGACUAUGCGUAAUGAUCAAUUAUGCAUUAAUAUUUGUAUUAUAUUAAUAUUACAGUUUUCAACUAUUAUAGAAUAGCUACAAUAAACAAUAAAUGUGUAUCUAUCUAUAUACAUAAUAACAGUCUGAUUGCGACACGCAAAUUGGUGACUACUCCUUUCUGGUACCCGUAAUGAAGUAAUUUGUUUUAAAAUAGUAUCAUAAGGCUAAGUUCAAAUGAUGGCGACACCGCGUUGAAUGUCUCUUUGCAUACAAGAACAAACUAAUUAAUAUCGUCCCGCGCCUCGAACUUAGCCUUCAUUAUAAAUUUUCAUCUCUAAGUACGGUGGAGCAUUACAAAAUUUUUUGACCUGUUGUAUUUCUGUAACUCAAUUAAAUAAUGUUUUUGGUAUUAACUCUUUAAUUAAUAAGUAAAGCUACAAUUCAUCAGUAACCCGGUGGGUUAAUUAAUUGCAAAAAGAAAUUUCAAAUCCUGCAUCUUUGUCUAUCAUUGUAUUUAAUAGCACCUGUUGGAGUGAUAGUAACUCUUAGAUACUAAUUGAGGAAAAACACAUCUUCUCACAAUAGGUCAAUAAACUUUUGUAUAUCUUUACCGUGUACCAUACUUUAUGUUUAUUAUAAACAGUGUAUUAAAGGCCAGGUUAUUUCUGAAUUGACUAAGUAAAAAUAUUAUAAUAUAAGAUAAUCAGUAAUAAUCAUUGCAUAUAUUAUAAGAAUUUUCAGACUUAUUCUUAAACCGAAUUAACCGUAUAAUAUUCGUUUCAAUGUUAGCGUUCGCAUAAUCAAUUGAAUUGUCUGAUCUUAUAACAUACAUAUUAUAUAGAUAUUAAGCGGUUUGGGAUACGUCAAGAGGUAUUUCCAUACUCAUGCGCUUCGUAUUCAUCAUGUGUUUUGGGCUGUCUGAUUUUUAUUAGAUGACGAUGAAAGUGCACUAGUGUGGUAACGCUGAAUGUUUUAUAUCACGUAUUCACUAUUCACUUUUUAGUAAAGUACUUUAUUGAAACUUUAAAAUGUCCUAAAAAGUUCCAUGCAUUGUCGGUCUAGUCGUAUUGCAAGACUCCACGUCUCGAUAAAAGCCUCUGCAGUGCAAUGAACAAUGAAUUAUACUUACCAACGAACACAGAGCUGUCUGCUCUUUACGUUUGAAUUUAACGUAAAUACUUCGUAGUUCAGUUACCCGCUCAGAAGUCUUCGAGGGUUCUCUUCUUCCUAGGAUGGAAUGUUUCUAUCAAACAGCUUAGUGCAGACAGAAACGUUGGUAUACGUGGGUUAAAAAUAAAAGACAUCUGCACUGCUUGAAACGACUUUAUUUGUGAUACUUUAUCAUAAAUAUGCGGUUUCGUGAAUUAAUGAAAAUGUACAUAACGGUUGAACAAUAAAUUAAUGAUUAACUGAAAUACAUGAAUACACAGGUGUUCUCUUGUUAUUUUUUCGUGUCUUUUUACAAAAAAAUUAAUAACUUUUUUUUAUCUAGAAAGCUAAUAUCAACAACCUAAACAACUUUAAAACAAAUAGUUUCAUUAUGUGGAAAGAGUGUAGAGUUUGCGUGAUGUAAAACAUAAUCCGACAAUUUGUUGUGUAAAUAUAUAUUAUGUGGUUAGAAAGAAACGGUGGGCAGUCUAAAAGAGCCACCUUGGUGGGCGAAACCGAUAUUCAUUCUAAGACUCAGCGCAAACCCAGUGUCGUACUGAGUUUUGAUUCUCGUAGAGUUGUCGCUUCCAUGUUCUUAGCUAACUUAAAUAAAUGUAAAUAGUAAGCGUUGCCCGUAAUUUUAUGGUUAACGUACGUAAAUACUAAUGUAACAUUUGUAAGAUUAAUUGUUUAAACAACGUCGCCGAUUCUCGACUCGCUUCGAAAAUUUAAAAAUGCAUGGAAAUGAUAUUCGUUGUCGACAGAUCACGUGAUCAUAUUAUCGAACCGAUCUGUCAUUUCUCUACAUUUUCUCAGUUUUCGAAGCGUCAGCGUUUGUAGAAAAACAAUUGAGAAUUGACAUGGCUACAGGCCCUGCAUGCUCAUUGACGAACAAAUGAAUAUGACAUGAACUAAAAAUUAAAAUGUCUGUUUAUAUUUGGCAGCAUUUUAUAAAAAAUCUAUUUAGGUAUAAUGUAAAAACUACUGUAUACAUUUUAUUGGAAAUUGUAUCCAUUGCAAUUUUUUUUAAACAUGCUCGCGUAUCUUGCGGUCUGUGCUCGGUUUGCGCUGCCCUUAGUCGAUUAGUAGCGGGCACGAUCACCCGCACGUGUCUACGGUGUGGUUAUAUAAUUAAACGAAGACUGAAGAAUAGGUAUAGUUUAAUUGUAGUGUUUAAAAAUAAAAAAAAAAUAACAACGUCGGUGGAAAGUUGAAAUUUUGUAAGGCGGGCAAAACCAAGGUGGCGCUGUGAUAUUUUAUCUUUCCAUUGGCGGUAGAACGUUUCGUUUAUGAACGUGUUUUCCGCUACACUGCCCCUUAAUACUUUUAUCAUGCUAUUUUUUCUCUUAUACCUUUAAUUUGUUGCAUGAGCUAUGUAUUACAACUAUCGUUAGUUCUGUAGCUUACUUAUAUUUUAACAUGGUGCACACACACAUUCACACAUUAUGGUGUUUGUGUCUUAUAAUAAACUUAGGACGUGGUUUGAGUGUAACGUCUCCGCUUACGUUUAUUCAUAGACAUAAGCACCGUGUGAGAAUGUUUGUAUGUAUCGGGAUCAAAUGAUUUACAUAAUAAAACCUUAAGUCACAAUUGAUUAAGUUAAAACAAAAAACAGAACGAUGCUUUUUACCCGACUGCCAAGAAGGGUUAUUGAAUAAUAUUGUUCAUGUAAUUUUAUUUUUUCUCACUUAUGUUCAUAUUUUUGCUAUGUUAUUAUUGAACCAUAUAAAAAAAUCACAACAGCGAAUCACGUAAAUGCACUUUCUAGCAUACUAGACUAAGGUUGCAAGGACAAUAGUAAAUCUGGCUCCCGUUUCAAUGGUUUUUAUAUUUCUGAUCAGGUUAUAGAAAACUUAUUCAAUUAUGACGUAAGAUUCAUUUUUUUCCCACUGAACAGAUUUUCGGACUUCCGCCGAGUGUUUGGGUGAAUUUAGCGUGGCCUUCACGCGGUAUCCAAACCAUCCUAAACUCUGUCAGUGCUGUAUUUAUCUCGGGUAUUAUGAUUGUUCAUGUUAAAACAUAUACAUAGUAAUCAUUGGACAUGGACACUGUAUUCUAACAGUUUUUUUUUUAUUAUCUUAACAGAUUCAAAAUUCAACCAACUACUAUAUAUAUCUUGUUUGUUUUUCGAUAUACGUACACUUGAUAUAUUGUAGAGUCGAUAAUAAUUAUUUUUCUAAUAUACUGUAAAAAUAAUAAAUUGACUACAACCAUCGGACACGUAUUAUGUAUUUUUAUUUUUGUUUGGUAAUUUUCUUUUUGUCUUACUAUUCUUCUUAGUUUAGUCUUAUUCUUAUCUCCGUUAGGUUUGGUUCAGAUUGAUGUACAAUGUACAUAUAGCUAAGUUUAUUGUGAACUUCAACGUUGUAGACCGUAAAUGAUAGGUACAAAACGCAAUAAUUUACCAAUUUAGAAAUGCACCGUUUCAAUUGAUUGAUCGGUGACAAUUGAUGUAGGUAAGUGUAUGCUAUCACUACGUUGAUGGUGUUGUUAAACGUUGUCGUUAGCAAUAAAUUGAAGCUAGAGUAUACGAUGAAAUCGUCUGAACUUACACUUUGUUGAGAAGCUUGCUAUAAUCAUUCUUACUUAGUUGCUAUAUAAUUUAGUGUUUAGCCUUAAUGUUAAUCAUUUCCUUGCCUACACGGCGCCUAAGAAUGGACGAGGGUGGUCUGAUAAUUCCAGUCAUAUACUUUGUGAUUACAAUCACCCGAGUCUAUCCAAUUUACUCAUUGUUCAUGUAUAUAAUAAUUGUAUGACUCUUAAUGUAUAAAUCAAAGGUUCGCGCACACUAAAGCCGGUCGCACUGGUGUAAUUGUUGUGCUGCUGGCUUUUGCGCCUCUUUUUCUGAAAGUCCGUGCAGAAUUUUAAAAUUGCUGUGGGUGCCUUUAACUGAGUGCGCGAGCUUUUAAAAUCCAUGUGCCUGGUUCCUGUAAAAGGGUCUAAAGUGUGUUUUAUGUCCUGGAAGCUGAUUCAUACUUAAUAGAGUCAAAGAGAGGUGUCAGUUCUGUAUAUAUACAAGUUGGAUUUUCCCCAACUCUCUAAACAGAACGUGUAAAUCUGUAGGAUCCGUGAUACAAAAUGUUUUCUCACUUCUCUCUGAUUUGAAAAUUCAUUUUACGCAGUUGCUAAUGUAAACGAAUGGAAAAUUUAUUUAUAUAGGUACGGAUAGUUAAACUUGCUUAUACGUUGCAAAUUGCUUCCUGUAAAACAUGUUAUAAACUUAAUUAUUACAUAGAACUGGGCAUCAUGAAUAUCAAAUUACGUGUUUGAAUAUCGAUAUGGCUUAAUUCUGACUGUAAGGGUGCGCUUACGCGGGAAUUUUGGAGCAAUUAUUAUUGCUUAGCAACACGUAUGGUUCAAUAUAGAAAAAAUAGUAAAGCGAUUUAAAAAAAAAAAACUUCAAUUCUUUCGGCAAUAUUGUUUUACAUUGCUCUAUAAUAUUCUAUCCCAUUCGCAUUUGGAGUGGAAAUUUUAGUAAAUUUCUCUUUUUUUUCGUUAGUAUAGAUAGGAGUAUGUCUCGCUGGCACGACAGUGUAUACAAGCAAUUAUUAUUCAACUAAAUUGUUAAUGUAUUAAUGCGUUGUCUAGUUGAUUUCAAUUGAUCCAUAUUACUCCCAAGUUCCUCAAUACGGUGUGGCGUUACAUGAACUUUGCUGUUUCCGGGUAAAUAAUUACAGUUAAUGGUUUCGUGUACUCGCGUCACAAUUAAUUAAUACAUAUUGUCUGAAAUUGAACUAUUUGAAUUGCCCAUGUAAGUGCACCUUAAAGUACUCGUAACGUCCUGAUUGAUGUACAUUCAGUGAAUUCCUAUUAAAAUGAUAUAUAUACAUAUAUUAAACAAUUAUAUAUAAUGCAAACUUAUGCAGCAUAAAAUACUUUUCUCAAGAGUCUAAAAUUAUGCUCUAUCUCCGCGCUAUAAUUAAGUAAUCCGCUGUAAAUUUUGCUGCAAAUUAUAAACCAGUGAUUAAUUAUUAUGUUAAUUGCACAUUAUAGGAUGAGCGUUACAGAUGCUACUUCUUGCGAUGGUCAUGCCGUCUUUUCCUUAUCCAAAGUUUUUAUUUUGGAUUUUACAGUAUUCUUGUUGCGUUCUCAACUUAUAAUGCAAUUAGCAUUGAAGUUAAUCAGGCUAUUACGAAUCACAUAAUGCUGUAAAUUUUGCAAAACGGCUAAUAAACAAAUUGCAAAAGGAUGACUUGUUGAAACCAUCAAGUAAGACAAAGUUUACACGGUCGUAUGUCAGUCAGGACGCUGCCUAAACACAAUGUUGGGCCCACUCUGUACAAUACGAUUUCAAAUUUAUACGCUGUAAACAAUUUGUCGGUUGUAGUUUAGAAAGUGGGCUUAUACAAUUAUUAUUAUAACAAUAAAAUUAAUUUUAUUCAAUUUA